AUGGGUAAUUGCAAUAUAAAAGGUAAUGAGGUAGAGGAUGAUUCAAGUAUAGAUUUAUAUAUAGAUUUAGACUUAUCAUCUAAGAAUUUUGAGUUUAUUGAGCUUAUAGGAUAAGGAAGUUUUGGGAAAGUAUGGAAAGUUAAAAGAACAAAAAACAAUGAAUAUUUUGCGAUGAAAGUUAUGUUGAAAGCAGAGUAUGUAUUUAUUAAUAAUUUAGAAUAAUAAAGAAACAUUAAACCUCUGCUAUAAUGAAUGAAAAAAACAUUUUAAGCUCUAUUAGACAUUCUUUUUUAGUCAAUUUGAUAGCUGCAUUUUAAGACAAAAAGAAAUUAUAUUUAACACUUGAUUUAUUGACUGGAGGAGAUCUAAGAUAACAUUAAAUUUAUUGUAAAGUGUUUUCUGAAGAGCAAACAAGUAAUAUUUUUAUAUAAUGUAAGAAUUCUUUGUUGCUUGCAUAAUAAUAGCCUUAGAAUAUGUUCAUUCCUAAGGGAUUAUUCAUAGAGACCUUAAACCAGAAAAUUUAGUAAUGGACCAUCGAGGAUAUCUCAGAUUGACAGAUUUUGGUUUGGCUUCUAUUUGGAGACCAAAUAAUUCUUCAGAAAUAAAUGGAACUUUAGGUUAUGUAGCACCGGAAAUAAUGUGCAAACAAAAUCAUGGGAUUGCUGUUGACUAUUUUGCUUUGGGAGUUAUCGCAUAUGAAUGUAUGCUAGGCAAAAGACCAUAUACAGGAUCUGAUGCUGUUCAAAUCAGAGAUUAGAUGUUAUCUAAAUAAGUUUAAAUCAAAAGAUCAUAAUUGCCUAUUGGUUGGAAUUUAGAAGCUGGAGAUUUCAUUAAUUAGGUAUUAUCAUAUAAUAACAUAUAGUUAAUAUAAAGAAAACCUGAAAAUAGAUUAGGCACUUCAAAUCCAAAUGAUGUUAAAAAUCAUAAAUGGUUUAAAAAUUUUGAUUGGAAAAAAUUAGAAUAAAAAAUUAUGCUUUCUCCUUAUCAACCAAAAAGAAAGUUUAAUUUUAAACAGAAAUAAAAUAUAUCUUAAUAAAGCACGAAAGAAGAUCACAAAAAAAAUUUUAAUGAUUAACCUUAAAGUAUUUAUAUAUUUAAACCUUUAGCAAACUUUGAAGGAUAUUGUUUUGAGUUAGAAUAAUAAUUAAAGAAUAAAUUGUGA
Messenger RNA from Paramecium sonneborni, 1162 nucleotides. NCBI's taxonomy places the organism in Eukaryota, Ciliophora, Oligohymenophorea, Peniculida, Parameciidae. The record is from the annotation of a GenBank genome assembly.